CUUUCAACGCUUAUACACAUCUGCAACGUCCCAGGGAAAAGUCGUACUAACGUCUACAUUAGGGAUAAUAAUAACAACUUGUGCGUCCAUUACCUAUAUCGAUUUUGUAGCUAGCUAUCCAGCUAAUGUGGUCAGCCAUACAAAUCUGCAGUAAUAUGCGCAACUUUACUAAAUUCAGGAGUGUUUGCAGGUUGCUGACUCUCUUGGAUGGUCACCACUGUGGCAGAGUUUCUCGCCCCCUCCCUUACAGUAUUCCAAAGCCUCAGCGGAUUCUGGAACCCUCUACUGUUUUCCGCGAGCAUAGUGCCAUGGCAGAUCCAGGCCUGUACAGGCCACCCCCUGCCGUGCGCGGGAUGACCGUGCUGGAUCGGGAGGCGUUCACGCAGAUGAUCCACGUACCCGCUCUUCGUGUCCCCACUACCGUCCUCAACAAGGUCGUCAAGAGCCUCAAGAAAAUAGCCCUGCAGCGGCCAGGCAUCAAACGUGUCGUGGACGACGGACAGCCGGUGGGCGGCAGCGGACAGCACCGGCUCCUCCUGCUGGACCCACACUGCGUCGCGUCAGCCGAAUCCUUCGGCCACGAGGAGACAGCCGCGCUGACCGCCUUCGGCGUAUCACCCGAGCUGCAUCGCUACGAGCUGCAGCUGACCUACGAGAACCUGAAGAGCGAGGAGGUGCUUCGGGCCGUGCUUCCCGAGGGACAGGACGUGACCUCGGGCUUCAGCAGGGUCGGCCACAUCGCGCACAUGAACCUCCGAGAUCACCAGCUGCCAUACAAAAGUCUCAUAGGUCAGGUGAUCAUGGACAAGAACCCAGGCGUUACCUGCGUGGUCAACAAGACUAACACCAUCGACUCCACCUACAGAAACUUCCAGAUGGAGGUGCUGGCAGGAGAGAGUAACAUGGUAGCCAAGGUGAGAGAGAACGGUGUGCUGUACGAGUUCGACUUCUCCCGCGUCUAUUGGAACCCGCGGCUAAGCACGGAACACGAGCGUGUGGUGUCGCUGCUGCGCUGCGGUGACAUCGUCCUGGACGUGUUUGCCGGCGUGGGCCCGUUCGCCAUCCCAGCCGCACGGCGCGGCUGCGUCGUGCUCGCCAAUGACCUUAACCCCGAGGCCCACCGCUGGCUCCAGCACAACGCCCGGCUCAACAAGGUCGACGCCGCGAUCACGACCUUUAACCUGGACGGACGCGAGUUCCUCCGGGGGCCGGCACGCGAGCGUCUGCCCGGACUAAUGAGAGGCCCGGGUGCCGUGCACGUGGUCAUGAACCUCCCAGCGCUGGCGUUGGACUUCCUGGACACCUUCAGGGGACUGUUAGGCCCCGAGCCGGACCAGGGAUUAUCCUGUGAGGCCACCAUGCCUCAGGUGCACUGUUACGGGUUCUCCAAAGAAGACGAUCCCCAGCAGGACAUGGUGCAGCGGGCGGAGGCAAGCUUAGGGGUUUCCCUGCAGGGGCGCUGUUCGGUGCAUAUGGUGAGAAACGUGGCACCCAAUAAGGAAAUGAUGUGUGUGAACUUCCGCAUGCCCCGAGAAGUGCUGUACACAAUCAGCAGCUCAAAGGAGGAUGAUUCAGAGGAGCCAUCUCCGAAGAGACAGAGGUGUGAGGAAACAGAAUAGCACAAGCCCAUCUGAACCAUAGGAAUUUUGUUUUAUUUUGUUUUAUAAUAAACUAUCCAAAUGUUCUUUAAAA
This is a messenger RNA of Electrophorus electricus (electric eel), 1692 nucleotides long. Lineage: Eukaryota; Metazoa; Chordata; Actinopteri; Gymnotiformes; Gymnotidae. The record is from RefSeq and is a predicted model, not a curated record.